Messenger RNA from Phytophthora sojae, 717 nucleotides. Its product is annotated as nitrilotriacetate monooxygenase component B-like protein. The transcript has a single exon. NCBI's taxonomy places the organism in Eukaryota, Oomycota, Peronosporomycetes, Peronosporales, Peronosporaceae. The record is from RefSeq and is a predicted model, not a curated record. Bases 1 to 717 code for a protein of 238 amino acids. Gene Ontology annotation, molecular function: FMN binding.
AUGUUCUACGAGCCCGGCAAGACAGACCACAACCUCCCGCACGACCCCUUCAAGGCCUGCGUGAUCCCGCGCCCCAUCGGCUGGAUCUCUACGGUGUCGGCCGCUGGCGAGGCCAACCUGGCGCCGUACUCGCAGUUCAACAACCUGACCUUCGACCCGCCCUACGUCAUGUUCAGCGCCAACCAGAAGCCCUCGGGCAAGCAGAAGGAUACGACCGUCAACACGGAGACCACGGGCAAGUUCUGCUGGAACCUCGCCACGUGGGACCUGCGCGAGGCAGUCAAUAUUACGGCCGAGCAGGUGGCCCCGGGCGUGGACGAGUUCGAGCGCGCCGGUCUGAAGAAGGAGAUGUCCCGGCACAUCCAGGGCGUCCCCAUGGUGGCCGACAGCCCCGUCAAGUUCGAGUGCGAGUACUACAGCACGCUGCGUCUGCCGGGCAACCCGCCCAUGGGCUCCGUGGACGUCAUCAUCGGCAAGGUCGUGGCCGUGCACAUCAAGGACGAGGUGCUGACCGACGGCAUCCUGGACGUCAAGAAGACCAAGCCCAUCGCGCGCUGCGGCUACUACCAGUACACUGUGGUGAAGGAGACGUUCGAGAUGGUCAUCCCCAGCAACGGCCAGGAGGGCGAGGACGUCCUGGGCGGCCUCGAGGGAAGCACCCGCAAGCACCGAGAGAUUGCGCAGCGAGAGCACAACAAGGAGGAGGAGGAGCCGUGA